Talaromyces amestolkiae is the source of this 1524-nucleotide messenger RNA. RefSeq lists its product as uncharacterized. Gene Ontology annotation, molecular function: protein heterodimerization activity; coenzyme A diphosphatase activity. Bases 1 to 1524 code for a protein of 507 amino acids. The record is from RefSeq and is a predicted model, not a curated record. Lineage: Eukaryota; Fungi; Ascomycota; Eurotiomycetes; Eurotiales; Trichocomaceae. The transcript is spliced from 5 exons.
AUGGCACCAACUACAGCCGCGACAGAACCAUCGACUUUGAUUGAGUCCUUCCAUAAUGCCCUGCUCAAAGUUCACGAAAAUCCCUGCCCACAAGUACCAAAUCCUCCAAACUGCAAGAAACGUGCCUCGGUAGCCGUUAUCCUUCGAGUCCGCCCACAAUAUAMCCMCCUGCCACAAUCGCCGGUCAUAGUAACCGAUAAGGCAGCUUCAACAUCGCAACAAUUGAGUGACUUCUUUGCCCAAGACUGGGUGCAGCAUGGUGAUCCGGAACUGUUAUUCAUCAAACGAGCAUCGAGGGUUGGUGACCGAUGGACUGGGCAUGUAGCGCUACCCGGAGGGAAACGAGAUCCUGAAGAUGAAAAUGACAAGGCGGCUGCUGUUAGAGAAGCGCAGGAAGAAGUUGGUCUGGAUUUGACUACAGAGGAAUUGAUAUAUAUCGGCAAUCUGCCAGAGCGAGUGGUGACUACCUCCUUCGGCAGCGUUCCAUUGAUGGUCUUGUGUCCAUUUAUAUUCCUCUUGACAUCUAAUAAUGCCCCGGCUCUUACGCUUCAGCCUACAGAGGUGGCUUCGACGCAUUGGGUUUCACUCAGAGCUUUAUUAUCGCCGUCUCUACGAUCCGUCGAAUACGUGAACGUCUCAGCUCGCUACGCCAAACAACAUGGACUGAUAAGAUGGGGUUCAUCGCGCUGGAUGACCGGAAUGAUGGAGUUUUCAGCUCUGAGACUGUUGCCGACCGAAAGUUUAUACUCCAGCACCACUCCGGGCUUUCUUCCGGAUGAGGCACAUCAAGAAAAACCGUCUAUAUUACAAAGACUCAAUCCUUGGGCUGUGCGACAGGCCACCUACGGCGAAAAGAACCGAGAAUUACUGCUGUGGGGCCUUACAUUGGGUAUUAUGGCAGAUUUCCUAGAUUUGCUUCCCCCGCACAAUGCUGUUGAUCUUUGGAAGCAUCCUACAUUUACUGCUCCUGAUCUCAGGCUUAUAGUCUCGCUUCUCACCUACUCCAUUCGCAAGAGGAAUGCGACAAAAGUCAGGGCUGCUCGAAGGCCCAGUCAAACCGCUGCCGAUGACUCCACUAUGGCGUUAUCUGUCGAAGACGAGGGCGAGCAGAGUCCUAGCGCCGAGAAUAAAGAUGGGACGACGAUCGCGCUGCUCACUACAACCUGCGCAGCAUCCUCAGAACAAUCGAUCAGAUUGAAUUUCGACUCUUCGAAACUGUCAAAAUCUGUCGCCUCCCCGCAAACAAACAUGGUCGCGACUCAUAAGCUUUAUCCUCGCGGUACCGUGAAGCGCAUCGUCAAGGCCCAUGCCGGUCGCAGCAUUAGCAAGAAUGCCGACGUCCUGAUAUUUCUAGAUUACAUGCUAUUCAUGCAAGAACUCAUGCGCGAAGCAUCAAUCCGAUCCCGAAAAGCAGGCGAGAAGGGAAUCUCAGCGCGAAACAUUCGCAGAGUUACGGAGGUCAAUAUGCUCGUCCUACUUUGCGUGGUCGAUCUCGACAAUACUGACUCGCAAAUUAUUGAAUAG